This is a messenger RNA of Emys orbicularis (European pond turtle), 2473 nucleotides long. RefSeq names its product mucolipin TRP cation channel 1 (gene MCOLN1). Gene Ontology annotation, molecular function: NAADP-sensitive calcium-release channel activity. The transcript is spliced from 13 exons. The record is from RefSeq and is a predicted model, not a curated record. Gene Ontology annotation, cellular component: lysosomal membrane; plasma membrane. Lineage: Eukaryota; Metazoa; Chordata; Testudines; Emydidae. Bases 121 to 1704 code for a protein of 527 amino acids.
AGGCUGCUGACCCCUGUGAAUAGCUAUGGGUCUCAAGACGGGGGGGCCGGGCCAGGCGUGGGCGCCGCCUCUCUUCUGCCUGAGGAGGAAGACUUGCGCAGGCGCCUCAAGUACUUCUUCAUGAGCCCGUGUGACAAGUUCCGCGCCAAGGGCCGCAAACCCUUCAAGCUGGUGCUGCAGAUCAUCAAGAUCAUCAUCGUCACCAUCCAGCUCAUCCUCUUUGGGCUCAGCAAUCAGAUGGUGGUGACGUUCAAGGAGGAGAACACCAUUGCUUUCAAACACCUGUUUCUGAAGGACUAUGUGGAUGGGUCGGAGGACACAUAUGCUGUCUAUACGCAGAGGGACCUCUACGAUCACAUGUUCUAUGCCGUGGAGAAGUACCUGGCCAUUCCUAACGAGACAAUCGGGCGCUACGCCUACGUGCGUGGGGAGUGCAGCGGGAACCAGUCGGCCCUCAUGCUGUGCCAGCAGUACUAUCGCAAAGGGCAGAUCGACCCUGCCAAUGACACUUUCAACAUCGACCCCAAGAUCAUCACAGACUGCCUGGGCGUGGACCCCAUGGAGAGGAUGCCCUGGCCCCUGCAGCCUGUGGAGACACUCUCCCUGCAGCCCCACCCCAGCUACCAGAACUUCACGCUCAAGUUUCACAAGCUCAUUAACGUCACCAUCCAGUUUAAACUGAAGGCCAUCAACAUCCAGACGAUCAUUAACAAUGAGAUUCCGGACUGCUACACCUUCACCAUCACUAUCACAUUUGACAACAAGGCUCACAGUGGCCGGGUGAAGAUCAGCCUGGACAACAAAGCUGACAUCAAAGAGUGCAAGGACCCCAGCGUCUAUGGCCGAGGAGACAACACCUUCCGCAUGUUCUUCGACGUGGCUGUGAUCCUUGUUUGUGUGCUGUCCUUCAUCCUGUGUGCCCGCUCCAUCAUCCGGGGCUUGAUGCUGCAGCAUGAGUUGGGCCAUUUCUUUCAGAGACGCUACAAUCAGGACGUCUGCCUGUCAGACCGCAUGGAGUUUGUGAAUGGCUGGUACAUCCUGCUGGUGGUGAGUGAUGUCCUGACAGUGUCCGGGACCAUCAUGAAGAUCGGAAUUGAGUCAAAGAACUUUGCCAGCUACGACGUGUGCAGCAUCCUUCUGGGCACCUCCACGCUCCUGGUCUGGGUCGGGGUCAUCCGCUACCUCAGCUUCUUCCAGAAAUACAAUAUUCUCAUAGUGACCAUGAGGGUCGCCCUCCCCAACGUGAUCCGCUUCUGCUGCUGUGUCGCUGUCAUUUACCUGGGCUACUGCUUCUGCGGGUGGAUCGUACUGGGCCCGUACCAUGUCAAGUUCCGCUCCCUCUCCAUGGUGUCCGAAUGCCUCUUCUCCCUCAUCAACGGGGAUGAUAUGUUUGUGACCUUCGCUGAGAUGCAACAGAACAGCUACCUGGUGUGGCUCUUCAGCCAGCUCUACCUCUACACCUUCAUCAGUCUCUUCAUCUACAUGGUGCUCAGCCUCUUCAUUGCACUCAUCACCGGCUCUUAUGAGACCAUCAAGCACCAGUGUGAGGGUGAUGUGCCCAUCACACAGCUCCACAUGUAUAUUGCCGAAUGCAAAGACAGCCCAGGGUCUGGCAAGUUCCGCCGUGAGAGCAGCUCCUCCUGCUCGGUCUUCUGCUGCUGCGAGCGGGCUCCACUGCAGGACAACACACUGGUGGUGAAUUGACAACGCAGCUGCGGGAGAGCCUGAUCUGUGUACCUGUGCGGGAGAGCGCUCUCUGCUGUACUGCUGGGGAACUCAGCCUUGUACAUGGAACUGCUGGAGGGGAUUGGUCAUGGGGACAAUCCCAGCCCUGCGACCGCACCCAAUGGCAGCUGCCUCCCAGGACUGUUAGCAGGAGUGGGGCUGUGUGGCCCCCAAGCAGAGACAUGGGUGAGCUCUGUCCACCAAGAUGAACCCUGGAUCUGCUGAGUCAACCCUUAACCUAUAGCACCAGCUGGGCUCUGCUCAGUGUGUGCUGGCCACAUGGGCUGGAACCUUGGGCCACAGCUUUUAUGUAGCACCUUCUUUAUUUACCUUCUGGCUUUUACCAGGCUGUGUGAUCCGGAGGGGGGAGGAAAAGGGCUGAGGACCCCCCUUUGUCACUGGCGUGGCUCUUCACAUGAAGCCGUGCAAAAAUGGAACUUGAAUGACAUGAGCACUGCAGUGACGCCAGCACUCUUGUCCCAUGGCAGUGCCACCCCUCAGCAGAACCCUCCCCCGUCCCUUGCAGCCUGGGGCCCAGCAGAGACUGCUGAGUUUAUGUAGCGGAAGGAGUUCCCCUGAUGGAGCCCGUCCUCCCUUAGGCAGGGGAAGCCCAGCAUUGCAGGGGGCUAGGAGAGUUUGGGAAAGAUACUGCUCUCCAGACCCCCCCCCCUCCUCCCAGGUGGGAACUGGUGCCAUCCCAGGGGCUGUGUUCUGGGUACUCUGUCAUUCUGCAUCUUGCUUUUUCCAG